CACACCCGUUUCUCUCACAUAUUUUCUGCAGCCAAACACUCUUUCCACCCAAACACUACAUACACAAAACGCCACCGUUUAGUUAUGGCGCCGAGAGAGAAGACGGCCACCGCCGCCGUUAGGAUGAACGGUAACGGAAACGUGAAGGAGGUGCAUUUUAGAGGUGUGAGGAAGAGGCCGUGGGGGAGGUACGCCGCCGAGAUCAGAGAUCCCGGCAAGAAGAGCCGGGUCUGGCUCGGAACCUUCGAUACGGCGGAGGAAGCCGCCCGGGCCUACGACGCCGCCGCCAUAGAGUUCCGCGGUGCCAAGGCCAAGACCAACUUCCCUCAGCCUUCGGAAAAUGUUACCCUGAAUGUUACAAAAAAUAAUAAUAAUAAAAUUAGUAGCGGAAGCAACAAUCAGAGCCCGAGUCAGAGCAGCACGGUGGAGUCCUCCAGCCGUGAGCCGCCGGCCCUCAUGGUCGAUUCUUCGCCGUUGGAUCUAAAUCUCGCUCACGGUGUCAGCUCCGCGCCGAUGAGGUUCCCCUUCCAGCACCAUCAGGUUCCGGGAUUCGGAGCUGUCAUCGGAGUUCCGUCUUCCGCCGCGGCGGCCGCGAAGCAGGUGCUCUAUUUGGACUCGGUUUUCAGAGCCGGCGCGAUGAAGAAUCACCAGUUUCAUCCACGCAUGAGAUUCGAUCACCCCAACUUCCACCAGCCCGAUUUCCACGCUGCCGGCGGGGCCCAGAGCGACUCGGACUCGUCCUCGGUGGUCGAUCUGAACCAGAACGAUCUUCCUCGCGGCGGCGGAGGGUUCGAUCUUAACCUCCCUCCACCACCGGACCUCGCUUGAUUUUGGUUUUCGAGAAGCGCGCGGCGACGGCACGAGUUAAUAGGGAAUCUUCAAUUUCAGUUUCCUUUUAUUAAUUUUAUAAUUUUCUAAUUUCUAAGAUAGAAAAAGAAAAAAAAUUACAUGAAAAGAGAAACCAAUUAAAGAAGCUCCAUGUAAAUACGUAGUUGAUCGGAUCAUCAUCCUUUUUUUCCAGCAGCGAAACUCCACCGUGUUUCAUUCUGUUGUGACUUUUUUUUUCGAUAUCAAUUUUCAGGUGUAAUCUCUCGUUUAAGAAAUAAUUAACUGUUAAUUUCUGAA
Molecule: messenger RNA, 1125 nt
Organism: Malus domestica (apple)
Lineage: Eukaryota; Viridiplantae; Streptophyta; Magnoliopsida; Rosales; Rosaceae
Product: ethylene-responsive transcription factor 4
Biological process (GO): regulation of DNA-templated transcription
Molecular function (GO): DNA-binding transcription factor activity; DNA binding
Source: RefSeq, marked provisional